CCAUCUUCUUCACCCACCAAUUCAAUCAACCUCUCCAAGAAACUUCCUUUCACUCGUUUUUUUAUAAAAACGAGUUGCAAGUUUUGAAUUUAACUGAUUUCUUUUUAAAAUUCAUUUCUCAACGUAGAACUGAUUUCGUUUUUUUCAGAAAGGGGCUCUUCAUUUCUAUCUAAGACAAGUUAUCCCUCUUAAUCUUUCUUGAAUUUACAGGUUUUCGUUGAGAAUUCAAGAACAAAUAAUCCCAUUUUCGGACCUGCACUUUCUUGAAACUAAAAAGAAAAAGAAAAAAAAAAUGUUUGGUCACAAGAAAUCUCCCUUGCAUAGAAUUUCCAAGCACAAGUCUGCCGAACCUGGAUUUCCAGCUAACAACAAUAUCCGUUCGAACCCUUUUGGUUCAGACGAUGAGUCGGACAGUAAACAAACCCUUAAACCUUCCGGAAGAACAUCAUCAGAACCUUCUCUCCUUACUUCAAAUUUGAACACAAAUCCUUUCGAUUUUGACGAUGAGGUUAAAGUGAACCCCACUUCCCAAGGCUUUCUUGCUUCGUCCGCAAGAAACAGAUACAAGAAUGACUUUAGAGACUCGGGUGGAUUAGAGAGUCAAACGGUCGAUGAUUUAGAAAAUUACGCGGUGUAUAAAGCUGAAGAGACUACAAAGACUGUAAAUGAUUGUCUGAAGAUAGCUGAGGAUAUGAGAGAAGAUGCUAACAAAACUUUGGUCACUUUGCACCAACAAGGAGAGCAGAUUACGAGGACACACAUUGUGGCUGCUGACAUGGACCACGAUCUCAGUCGAGGGGAGAAGCUUUUGGGGAAUCUCGGAGGAAUGUUUUNACAUGUUUUUAAUGUCGUUAAUGGGCUUUUUUAUGCAGAUGAUCCUGUACAAAGAAAGGGUAACCAUUUGGAGCAGAGGGAGAGGCUCGGGUUGAAUAAGGCCCCAAAAGAAAGGCCACACACAAGCAAACCACUGCCCGAGCCCACAAAUGCCUUGCAGAAAGUCGAGGUGGAGAAGCUCAAACAAGAUGAUGGCCUUGCAGACUUGAGCAAUAUAUUGGGGGAGCUAAAGGAAAUGGCAAUCGACAUGGGAUCAGAAAUUGAAAGGCACAACAAAGCUUUAGAUCAUGUUGAGGACGAUGUGGAAGAGCUUAAUUUCCGAGUGAAAGGUGCUAAUCAGCGUACUCGCCGUCUGCUUGGGAAGUAAAAUGUGAAAAUAUAAAAUGCGUAUUAUUAUUUGUUCGCUAAUGUUAUAUGGUUCGUUUAUUGAACAAAAUUCGACACUUGGCCUCGGCUUGGGACUUUCUUUUUCAUUUCGAUAUAUAUAUAUAUAUAUAUAUUGUAUUUUCUUGCCUGCAUUAUUAGUACUUUUCGACUUGAUAUCUACUGUUGGAUGGGCUUUUUAGUUUUUAUAUAUGUACAUAUUUCUCUACAGAAACUAUAUAUUUUGAGUUGCUGCUAAUAAAGGG
Messenger RNA from Striga asiatica, 1463 nucleotides. The record is from the annotation of a GenBank genome assembly. Lineage: Eukaryota; Viridiplantae; Streptophyta; Magnoliopsida; Lamiales; Orobanchaceae.